Pteropus alecto (black flying fox) is the source of this 713-nucleotide messenger RNA. RefSeq names its product insulin like 6 (gene INSL6). The record is from RefSeq and is a predicted model, not a curated record. Lineage: Eukaryota; Metazoa; Chordata; Mammalia; Chiroptera; Pteropodidae. Gene Ontology annotation, molecular function: hormone activity. Gene Ontology annotation, cellular component: extracellular region. Bases 39 to 668 code for a protein of 209 amino acids. The transcript has 2 exons.
CCGUUAGUGCGCUGCAGACCUGGCUGCGGGGCCCAGGGAUGCCGCGGCUCCUGGGGCUGUGUCUGCUGUGGCUCGGGCUCCUGCUGCUGUGUAAGCAGAGCGGCAGCAGCAGAGCCAGGAGACUGUGCGGCAGGCACCUUCUGAAAGGAAUAAUAAAGCUCUGUGGCGAUGCUGACUGGAGCCACAUAGGGGUAAAAGCCCCUUUCACACAGCUGCCUUUCCAGGCAACGGGGAAGGUUGAAAGCUUCGUCCCCGACCGGUUAGAAAGCUCCCAAACCACUUUCCCAGCCUGGGGGAGAGGCACACGCUCAGUCUUUACUUCUGCCUCUCAAGAAGAAGCAAUAAACACUUUGGAGAUGCAGUCACUGCCUGCGUACCGGUAUAAAAAGGACAACAUGCUACGUAAUAGGACCAGAGAAUUUUCCUUAUCACAAGAUGUCAAUUCAUAUAUUCGUGAGAUUGUAGGAUAUCAGAAGAAAAAUAAAAAUAAAAUUAAAACAUUAAGUAAAUUGUUUUGGGGGAAUCAUCCCCAAAGAAUACGCAGAGGAUACUCAGAAAAGUGUUGUCUUAAAGGAUGUACAAAAGAAGAACUUCUUAUUGCAUGCCUUCCAUAUAUUGAUUAUAAAAGCUUAAAGAAAGGAGAAUCAGUUGUGACUGAGAUAUACUAACCAUCAUAGGAAUUAUACUAACUUAAUAAAAGAUAAAUAUGUUUA